CACGCCGCUCUGUCCGGAAACCGCAUAUUCUAUGGUUAGGAGGCCUCCUUCCACCCUCCAGUACCGCUCUGGCAGCAGCUCUCGAUGGUUCGCAGGCUCCUCUCCAGGGCGGGUCCCCGCGGGAGGCGGGGUGGAGCCCUCGUCAGGAGGGACCGUCUGUGCUUCGGGGCUGCCUGGCAGACCUCCUGCACUGCAACUUGAGACCAUUGCUGCUUGUUCUGUCGAUACAAUUACUGCAAGUAUGUGGUGCCACAGGUUGACGCAUCUAUUCUCCAGCACCCGGUGCCUGCUGAAUAGAGGCAGUGGACACCAAAUAUCAUGGCAGCCCCGUUACAGAAAGAGCCUCCCUGCUGUAUCCCGUUGGCACCAUAUGGCCCCAGCGUCUCUGAACUGUGCCUGGCAAUUACAUGGUGAUCAUUUAGAGCUCAGGUAUGCAGAGACCCGGAUGCGCUUUGAUUACGUGUGGCUGCGUGAUCACUGCCGCUCAGCAUCCUGCUACAACACCAAGACCAACCAGCGCAGCCUAGACACAGCUAGUGUGGAUCUGUGCAUCAAACCAAAGACUGUCCGAGUGGAUGAGACCACGCUCUUUCUAACAUGGCCAGAUGGUCAUGUGACCAGGUAUGGGUUAGAGUGGCUGGUGAAGAACAGCUAUGAGGGUCAGAAGCAGCAGGUCAUGCAUCCUCGAAUUCUCUGGAAUGCUGAGAUCUAUCAGCAAGCCCAGGUGCCCUCCGUGGACUGCCAGAAUUUCCUGGAGACAAAAGAGGGGCUGAAAGAAUUCCUGCAAAACUUCCUGCUGUAUGGCAUUGCUUUUGUAGAAAACGUCCCCCCGACCAAAGAGGACACGGAAAUCUUAGCAGAGAGGAUCAGCUUGAUCAGGGAGACCAUCUAUGGUAGAAUGUGGUAUUUCACCUCUGACUUCUCCCGGGGAGACACAGCAUACACAAAACUGGCUCUGGAUCGUCACACUGACACCACCUACUUCCAGGAGCCCUGUGGUAUCCAGGUGUUCCACUGCCUCAAGCACGAAGGGACAGGUGGCAGGACGCUGCUGGUGGAUGGCUUCUACGCAGCAGAGCAGGUUCUCCAGCGAGCUCCUGAAGAAUUUGAGCUCCUCACCAAGGUGCCGCUGAAACAUGAGUACAUUGAGAAUGUUGUGGGCUGUCACAACCACAUGAUUGGGGUUGGGCCAGUUUUGAAUAUCUACCCCUGGAACAAUGAGCUCUAUUUGAUCAGGUACAAUAACUACGACCGAGCUGUCAUCAACACAGUGCCUUAUGAUGUUGUGCAUCGCUGGUAUGCCGCACAUCGCACACUCACCACAGAGCUACGGAGACCGGAAAACGAACUCUGGGUCAAACUGAAGCCAGGCAAGGCGCUGUUUGUGGAUAACUGGCGCAUCCUGCAUGGGCGGGAAUCGUUCACGGGAUACCGCCAGCUCUGUGGGUGCUACCUGACGAGAGAUGACAUGCUAAAUACUGCACGCUUCCUGGGGCUGCAAGCUUAACAUAGACUGUCAGCAGCAGAGAGACAGCAAAACCUGUCAGCUACAGUGCUCCUGGAACUUUGUGUCACCAGAAUGAACAUGUUUUAAAUACCUCAAACACUCCCAUCCCUGCCAAAUAAUUCUUGGUGCCUGGGGGAAUGGGCAGGAGUUAAGGGUCACCAGAGCUUUACCUGAUUGUCAGCUAUGGUGCAGAGGGGGAGAUCUCUCUUGCUCCCCACCCCCAUGGCCUUCAGCACAGGCUGACUCAGCUUGAGAAGGAAGAAGCCAAGGAACUGAGUUGCAGCUGGAAAUGCUCACGCACACCAGCUGAUGCAAAAUUCCAAUCAAGUGCCUUCUGGAUUUUAAAUGAGGUGGCAAAGCCCUCACGUUCCCCUAGGUGUUUUUGUCAGCAGCCUUCCAGGAUUUGUUGCACGUGGUAGGCCAGAGUAGCUAUUUGCCUUGUAUUGACCCUGAGCUAGACCUUUUUCCAGCUCGAGAGAGAACAAGAGGAUCUCUUUGGUCCUGCUUGAUGUAAUGCAAACACCAAGUUACUCCAGUGUGAGUUUCUCUUCUCUUUUCUGCUCCUUAAACUCCUCCCCUGGCCCCACCUGUGUGCAUGCAUUUCGGGGCAGAUACAAUGUCAUCCUUCUCCAGUCAUUGAAGGCAAACUGUGCUGACUGGCCCAAAUGGAUCAGCCAGUGUAGUAUGGAACCUCGCCACGGAGAUCUGUGGGGAAGGAGGAGAAGUGAGAGAGAUCUGGGAGGGAGCAAGGUGCGGUUCAUCAGGCAGCAGUGCAAGGCAAGGGCAAUAUUUCCCACACUCCUCUUUGGCUUGAACAGCAGCAGGCUUGUCUCCACAGUUCCCGCAGCCUGCUGCGUUACCUGGUCAGAGCUUCCCUGCAUGUGUUUCUUGCAGACUUGCUGCUUGGGCCUUUCUGUUCUCUCUGCCUAAGGGCUACAGGCUUUAUUUGAGAGGGAGUGGAAUUCAUUAAUUCCUUCACAGCCUGGGGGAUGUUAUGUCAGGAUUUUGUUGGAAUGGCAGUCAUGUUUGCACAUGGCAAAGUGCUACCAGAUUUCCCGAGUCCGAAUCUCUGUAUUUCAAAGAGAAGCACUGUGGGUAACACAGCCAGUGACACUCCAACUUCUCUCCAGUGGGGCCAGCUGCUCCCAGCAGCACUUGUUACUAGGUAAGGCUCUGCCACUUCAGGAAGCCCAAACACCCAGGACUCAGACUAGAGCAAGGGAGAAAUUGCUUCAAGGUUAUUGAUGAGAGACUGGAGUGAAACCUGUGCCUUUCUGAUAGGGAACAGGGGUAUGGUAGGUGCAAGCUCCUCUGGACCCAGCAGACUGAAUAGAUGGGUGACACCAGUCUACCCAGGAGCAACUCUACUGGAAACUGAACCCUCCUCCCUAACUUGCCGGAAGUGACUAUACACUUUCCAGUAUAAUGAUGUGGUCCUGAUUUGUUUUCCCCUUGAAGCACAUGGUGGGGAAAGCUACCAGGAAUGUGUAAGCUUCUGAAACAUAUUUUCCUGCAUGUCCUUUUCAACUUCUCUUAACCUCCCUUCCCCAGCAACAAAGGUGGAGGGGAGAGAAUUUGGUUUAAUCUUCCUCACCACCCUUCCCCAGAUCUUAAGGAGUUGGAAUUUCUUCUGAGCAACUUGCUGGAGUCAAGUAUUAUUUGGGGAAACAGUAUUUCUUAGUCACACACUAGCAAUUUGUCAAAUCUAUGCAUUUGUCUGAAUGCCAUGUCUGGAACAGUCUGUUCAUAAUGAUGUUCUUUGAUCAGUCUUUGUACUCAAGCUUUUCAAGCUCAUUUUUGGCUAAUAAAAUAGGAAUUGCUUCUUUUUUUCA
Molecule: messenger RNA, 3339 nt
Organism: Mauremys reevesii (Reeves's turtle)
Lineage: Eukaryota; Metazoa; Chordata; Testudines; Geoemydidae
Gene: TMLHE
Product: trimethyllysine hydroxylase, epsilon
Exons: 9
Coding region: 32-1507 (491 amino acids)
Biological process (GO): carnitine biosynthetic process
Cellular component (GO): mitochondrion
Molecular function (GO): trimethyllysine dioxygenase activity; iron ion binding
Source: RefSeq, a predicted model, not a curated record